Molecule: messenger RNA, 672 nt
Organism: Suillus subalutaceus
Lineage: Eukaryota; Fungi; Basidiomycota; Agaricomycetes; Boletales; Suillaceae
Exons: 3
Coding region: 64-594 (176 amino acids)
Biological process (GO): translation
Cellular component (GO): mitochondrial large ribosomal subunit; ribosome
Molecular function (GO): structural constituent of ribosome
Source: RefSeq, a predicted model, not a curated record
GUGACUAGUACUUCCGACCAAGACCAAGUUAACUUGUAGUGCUUCUUCUUGGCACCAUCAACCAUGUUCCCCACCCCCCCAAUCCUAGCCUCAGCACUAGCCAAAAUCUCCACUCCCUUCCGCCGCUCCCAACUCGGUCUCUUCCACGGCAAAACCAAACAAUACGGAAACAAUGUCCCGCACUCAAAACACAAAACCCGACGUACAUGGCUUCCUAAUGUUCACACCAAACGCUUGACAUCGGAUGCAUUGGGGCGGGAUGUAAAAGUAAAGCUUACGACGCGUGCGCUUAAGAGUAUUAAUAAGCAUGGCGGCGUUGAUAAUUACCUCCUGCGGACAAAACCCGAUUUGUUAGGUAUCGAGGGGAUGCGUCUCAGGAUCUUGGUACGCGAACAGCUAGACGUCAAACGUGUCGAAGAGGAGGCUUUGGCACAAGCAGAAGCGAAGAUCCAGCUCGAGAAAGAGAUGAAAGAGGCAAAACAGAGACGCAGAGCGAAAGUCGCACAUGCGCAGAAAUCGAAGGAAGCGAGGUUGAACAUCUCUCAGGGGAUAUUUGGGUCGGGACCGACGCCUCCUCGAGUUGAUGUGUCAUAACUAGUGAUGCGGCUGUCCUGUAGUAUAUACUCCUAGAUAAUACCUCGAAUUUCAACGACCCAGCUUCCUUCAAGUUAA